GUCUCGCUUGUGGGAAGAGGUCGAGUUUCCUUCUCUGUUGCUGCGAGCUGAAAUUUAACUUUUACAAAGAGAAAAAAGCGCUUAAAACAGCGAACUAUGGCGUCCAACGAUUAUUCCCAGACAGCAGCACAAGGCUAUGGAGCGUAUGGUGCUCAAGCAGGGCAAGGCUAUACCCAGCCACCAGCCCAGGCCUACAGCCAGCAGAGCUAUGCCAGCUAUGGACAGUCCUCUGACACCAGUGCAGCCAGUUACAGCCAGGGAGGUUACGGGGCUGCCUAUGGACAGACCCAGACAGGUGGCUAUGGAGCGCAGCCUGCCUCUCAGGGUUACAGCCAGUCCAGCCAGGCUUAUGGAGCUGCUGGGUAUGGGAGCAGCCAGGCCCCCCAGAGCAACUACGGGCAGCAGCCAGCCUCGUACCCGGGCUACGGGCAACAACAACCAGCCUCGGCCCCAUCAGCUACCAGCUACAGUAGCGCCUCCCAGGGUGCCUCUGGCUACACACAGCCUCAGAGUGGAGGGGUGGGGGCCAAUGCUGGAGCUGCAGCAGGAGGGGGUUAUGGACCCCCAGGGGGCUAUGCUGGGCAGGGCCAGCCCCCUCAGCAUUCAGCAGGAGGCGCAGGGAGCCAAUACAGCCAACAGCAACCAAGCUACAAUGCUCCCCCACCCCAGAGCUACAGCCAGCAGCAGGGGCAGUAUGGUCAAGGAGGAGGAGCAGGAGGGUACAGUCAGGAGCCUCCCCAGAUGGGAGGGGGCGGAGGAGGAGGGGGGUACGGGGGUCCCGAGUCUGGCGGGUACGGAGGGCAGGAUAGCAGAGGAAGGGGCAGGGGUGGAUUUGGAGGAGGAAGAGGAGGCUUUGACAGGGGAGGAAGAGGAGGACCCAGAGGGAGAGGCGGCAUGGGCGGUGGGGACAGAGGAGGCUUCAGUAAAUUCGGUGGACCUAGAGAUCAAAAUCUUGGUGGACCACCCAUGCCUAUGCAAGAACAAGACAACUCUGACAACAACACCAUCUUUGUGCAGGGGUUAGGGGAUGGCUACACGGUCGACUCUGUGGCAGAUUACUUCAAGCAAAUUGGCAUAAUCAAGAUUAAUAAGAAGACUGGCUUGCCCAUGAUUAACCUCUACACAGACCGCGAGACGGGCAAGCUGAAGGGAGAAGCCACAGUGUCUUUUGACGACCCGCCCUCUGCCAAGGCUGCUAUAGACUGGUUUGAUGGCAAGGAAUUCUGUGGGAAUCCUCUGAAGGUCUCCUUCGCUACUCGCCGGGCUGACUUUGUGAGAGGGGGUGGGAACAUGAGAGGAGGGCGUGGCCGAGGAGACAUGCCCUUUCGCUCCGAAGGGCCCAUGGGGAGAGGAGGGUUUGGGGGAGGAAGAGGCGGAGGAGGGUUCCCUAGCAACAAUGGAGGAGGCGGAGGGGGUCAGCAGAGAGCUGGAGACUGGAAAUGCUCAAACCCUGAUUGUGGGAACCUGAACUUCUCCUGGAGGAAUGAGUGUAACCAAUGCAAAGCGCCCAAACCAGAGGGGGCUGGCGGCCCCCCUCCCAUGGGAGGUGGUUUUGGUGGUGAUCGUGGUGGCAGAGGUGGUUUUGACCGUGGCGGGUUUAGGGGGCGUGGUGGAGACCGAGGGGGUUUCCGCGGGAGGGGCGGUGACCGGGGAGGCUUUGGACAAGGGAAAAUGGAUGGCAGAGGUGAACACAGACAGGACAGACGAGACAGACCUUACUAAACUCAAUACAUCGCGGGACCACGAUUUUCAUUUUUUUUGUUCAGUUGUGUUUUUAAGUUGUACUUUUAGUCUGUCAAGUAAAUUCCAGAUUGUACCUUUUUCUCUUAUCUGCCUCAGUUUGAACUUUGAUUUUAAACAAAUAAAGUGCUUUUGCAUUCA
Messenger RNA from Polyodon spathula (Mississippi paddlefish), 1881 nucleotides. Its product is annotated as RNA-binding protein FUS-like. Gene Ontology annotation, biological process: regulation of DNA-templated transcription. The transcript is spliced from 15 exons. The coding region runs from base 97 to 1722 and encodes 541 amino acids. The record is from RefSeq and is a predicted model, not a curated record. Gene Ontology annotation, cellular component: nucleus. NCBI's taxonomy places the organism in Eukaryota, Metazoa, Chordata, Actinopteri, Acipenseriformes, Polyodontidae. Gene Ontology annotation, molecular function: transcription coregulator activity; RNA binding.